AUGGCUGGCUACGGAUGGGACGAAUACGAUAUCCGAAAGGGCGGCCGUGAGACGAUCCGCGACGUAGGAAACUCCUUGGACUUGACUAUCAACUUCAUCAAGGUCCCUGGCGGCCAACACGGAGGAAACUGGGCUGCUCGUGUGAAGGGUGUCCCGCGCGAUGAUGCUUCGGCGGACCAACCGACUUCGGUCGUAUUCUACAGUGCCCUGGAGGGACUUGGGAAUCUGGGUGUCGCAAACAAUGUCGAGGAUACUCGUGGCAUUGAAGGCGAUGUGAAAUUGACGGGGUACACGCCCGAUCUUGGUGAUUUCUCAAUUGAUGUCACCGCGGGCCCAGAAAGCAACGAGCAUCCAGAACACGACCAUCCGAUUUAUGACGACAAACCACUGGAUCGUACCUGGGUAGCUAGCGCAACCAUGCCGUCGGAACACAUCUGGCAGACCAAAGCCAUUAUGUUUGCCCAGAUGAAGGAGAGCGUCAACGAAAUGGUCGCGAAGUAUGGCCAAGAAAAUCCGCCCCCGCCUGCGCAGGUCUUUACUAUAAAACACUCGCCGGGUGAUGGUAAUAUUCAACUCGUGCAGAAGGUCUUCAGGGGCGCAUUCGAGUUUGAUAUUCUGUUUUCUUCUGGAUCUUCUCCGCAACCGUUGACCUCCGACGCUAUCACUCAAGAGAUUGAAAGCGCCUCGCUGUCUUUUGCCGAACGUUUCGAUAGAGUCCUUUCACCAAAGGCUCCGUUCGAUUCGGUCAAAUACUCAGAGUUCUCUAAGUCAAUGCUGUCUAACCUGGUCGGUGGCAUUGGCUUCUUCCACGGCGCCGAUGUCGUCGACCGUUCGGCAGCUCCCGAAUACGACGAGGAAAAUGAGGGAUUUUGGGAAGAAACGGCUGAAGCCCGGGCUCAAGCUCAGCCUGUCCUCGAAGGCCCCAAAGAGCUUUUUACAUGUGUGCCUUCUCGUCCUUUCUUCCCGAGAGGCUUCCUUUGGGACGAAGGCUUCCAUUUGAUUCCUGUGAUGGAGUGGGAUCUGGAUCUUGCCCUCGAGAUUGUCAAAAGCUGGUUCGGCCUGAUGGAUGAGGAUGGCUGGAUUGCUCGAGAGCAAAUCUUGGGCUCGGAGGCCCGUAGCAAAGUCCCGCCUGAGUUCACGGUCCAGUACCCCCAUUACGCGAACCCCCCGACUCUGUUCGUGAUUUUGGAGGCGUUCAUCGAUAAGCUGGAGGCGAAUAAAAACAUCUCUGUUCAGGACACGCCUGAUGAAGAUGAGACUGAGCGACUUCGUUCUGCUUAUCUGCAGCAACCCGAACUGGGCGAAAUGUACAUUCGCUCAAUUUACCCGUUGCUCAAGAAGCACUACUUCUGGUAUCGGAACACUCAGCGGGGUGAUAUCACCUCAUACGAUCGAGAGGCAUAUUCUACAAAAGAGGCCUAUCGCUGGCGGGGACGCUCUGUGCAGCAUAUUUUGACCUCCGGCCUCGAUGACUACCCUCGGGCGCAGCCUCCACACCCUGGUGAGCUGCAUGUGGAUUUGAUCAGUUGGAUGGGAAUGAUGACUCGUGCCCUCCGCCGCAUCGCGGAAACUCUGGGUGAGACUGAAGAUGUGGAAGAGUUCAAGGUAUACGAGACCGCGAUUGAACGGAAUAUCGACGACCUCCACUGGGAUAACGAGGCCCAAACCUACUGUGAUGCUACGAUUGAUGAGUUCGAAGAAAGCGUCCAUGUUUGCCACAAGGGAUAUGUUUCGAUCUUCCCCUUCUUGACAGGCAUGGUUGGUCCUGGUAGCCCUCGUCUCAAGCCCAUUUUGGACCUGAUCAGUGACCCGGAGGAGCUUUGGAGCGACUACGGUAUUCGGAGCUUGAGCAAGAAAGAUGAGUUCUACGGUACAGCUGAGAACUAUUGGAGAAGCCCUGUAUGGGUAAACAUUAACUACCUCGUGUUCAAGAACCUUUACGAUAUUGCAACUGUGCCGGGACCCCACCAGGAGCAAGCCCGUGAGAUGUAUUCGAAGCUGCGGAAGAAUGUUGUUGAGAACGUCUUCCGAGAGUGGAAGAAGACUGGGUUCGCUUGGGAGCAGUAUAACCCAGAGACCGGCAACGGUCAGCGGACGCAGCACUUCACUGGCUGGACAAGCAUGGUGGUGAAGAUGAUGACCAUGCCGGACCUCUCAGGCGACAAGAAGGGGCAUGAUGAACUGUAG
This is a messenger RNA of Aspergillus terreus NIH2624, 2187 nucleotides long. RefSeq names its product mannosyl-oligosaccharide glucosidase (gene cwh41). Gene Ontology annotation, molecular function: Glc3Man9GlcNAc2 oligosaccharide glucosidase activity. Lineage: Eukaryota; Fungi; Ascomycota; Eurotiomycetes; Eurotiales; Aspergillaceae. Gene Ontology annotation, biological process: oligosaccharide metabolic process; protein N-linked glycosylation. The record is from RefSeq and is a predicted model, not a curated record. The coding region runs from base 1 to 2187 and encodes 728 amino acids. Gene Ontology annotation, cellular component: endoplasmic reticulum membrane. The transcript has 6 exons.